GUGUCGCGCGUGUGUGUGUGUGUGUGUGUGAGUGUGUGCCCGCCAGCCCUAGAUGAUGGCAUCAGUAAGCGCAUGAGGGUUAUCGAUACAAAGCAACAACAAUUAACAGCAAAAGGCAUCGCAAACGCUUAUCAACAAACAACACGCACACAAACAAACACAUACACACACACGGACAGACGCACGCACGCACACACUCAACCAGCAGGUUGUGUGGACGCAACGCGUCUGCCGCGUCUCUCUGCGCGCCCAACAACCAUAUGCGCCUCCACAGAGCCGUACGUGUUAUGCACAAAGCACAUGUACAAACAUACGUACAUACGUUUUGUCUAAUAUAGAGUAGUAGCUGGGGACGCGAGGCGAUUAAAUACAUUUAGUUUGCUUGUCAUUUGAUUUAUAAUUCAACAGCCGCCGCCCAGAUGAAGAAGUUGCUAUCACGGCGAAUAAGUAGGCUAAGCAGCCUGGAUCACUCCACGCUGGUUAAUGACGACGACGAGGAGGAGCACAUGGACUACGAUACGCCCAGCAGCUACACCAGCAACCAGAUGACAACAAAUCAACAGCCGCAGCAGCAGCUGCCACAACAGGCGCCCGCCAAGCCGCUCGCGCCGUACGCUCUCUUCUUUCGCGACACGAUGACGGCCAUCAAGCAACAGAAUCCCGCCUGCACGCUGGAGCAGAUCACGGCCAUAGCGCUCAACAUGUGGGAGUCCAUGGACGAAAAGCAGAAGAACGUCUACGAUCAGCGGCACGAGCUGGACAAGCGCGAAUAUGUGCGACAACUGCGCGAUUAUCAGCGCAGCCAGCAGCAAGCCGACGCAGCUGAAGCUCAGCAACAACAACAGCCGCCCGCAGAGCAGCCGUCGCCGGCCGAAGCCCUGCCCAGCAAAGAGGAGCCGCUAGCAGCAGCCGCAGUGGCCGCCGUCGCUGCUGAGCCAGCUGUGGCGCAAGCGCCGCUGCCGCCGCCCUCGGAUCAAAUACAGCUGCUAACGGAAGCGGCUGCCGUGCAAAAAUGUACGCGCGAACAAUGCAAUAAGCCGGCGAUAAUAAAUCCCGAUUGGGAGGACGAAUAUUGCAGUAAUGAGUGCGUUGUCAUACAUUGUCGCAAUGUGUUUACGGAGUGGGCGCGUUCGCUGCAAAACUCGCCCACGUAGUAACUGUACUUAGUUGUCGCACUUGUAGGUAUUAACUAAAAAAAAAAAAAGAAAAAAAAAACAACAAUAAAACGUAGCUAAUAAAACACAAUCGCCGAACAGCUGUUUGGCACGCAAGCGCAGCGUUGCCAGCUGUCAAAAAAAUACAAACAACAUUUGGAACACUGGAAUAUGGCACAGACAAAAUGGCGCGCACAUUUAAAUUCGUGUCUGCGCAUUGUUUUUAUACACAUGCUUAGUAUUUAUGCAUUUAUAAAUAAAAUGAGAACACAAUUUUAC
Drosophila novamexicana is the source of this 1433-nucleotide messenger RNA. RefSeq names its product TOX high mobility group box family member 4. Gene Ontology annotation, biological process: regulation of transcription by RNA polymerase II. Gene Ontology annotation, molecular function: chromatin DNA binding. The record is from RefSeq and is a predicted model, not a curated record. NCBI's taxonomy places the organism in Eukaryota, Metazoa, Arthropoda, Insecta, Diptera, Drosophilidae. The transcript is spliced from 2 exons. Bases 420 to 1154 code for a protein of 244 amino acids. Gene Ontology annotation, cellular component: nucleus.